Molecule: messenger RNA, 372 nt
Organism: Torulaspora globosa
Lineage: Eukaryota; Fungi; Ascomycota; Saccharomycetes; Saccharomycetales; Saccharomycetaceae
Product: endosulfine family protein
Exons: 1
Coding region: 1-372 (123 amino acids)
Cellular component (GO): cytoplasm
Molecular function (GO): protein phosphatase inhibitor activity
Source: RefSeq, a predicted model, not a curated record
AUGAGCGAUAUAUCACCCACGAGCAGCAGUGUGGAUUUGACCAAAGCGGCAAAGGAGCAAAACAUCGAUAUUUCGAAGCUAACAGCGCAAGAAUUGAAGCUCUACAAGAUGUAUGGUCGAUUACCGUCGAAGAAGGACUUAUUUAAACAUAAGAUGCAGGAAAGAAAGUAUUUUGAUAGUGGAGAUUAUGCUCUGCGCAAAGCCGGGGUAAUUCAGUCUGAGGGUACAAGCAAUAAUAAUCUGCCCGUUACGAACCCUGGAGGCUUGAGAGAAUCGAUAAUACGGAGGCGGAUGAGUAGCAGCGGCGGCGACUCUGUAUCGAGGCAAGGCAGCAUUUCGAGCGGUCCGCCUCCGAGGUCUCCAAACAAGUAG